UUUGCAAGUUGGGGUUUUUCCGAGAGUUUUGAUUUUUGACGGGGAAAAACACAAGAACUCUCUCUCUCCUGUCAGUCUCUGUGAAAGGAAAGGAAAGGAAAAACCAGAGGCCUCCGGCGGCAAAGGGAGCAUAACUCCAGAGAUGAGAUAUAACUUUAAUUUGCCGGAAACCAGCGCCGACGAGCCCCCAGCCCUAACACCAACGCCCAAGGACGACGAUAUCGAAUGGCUUCCUCUCCAGAACCACCCCGUCUUCUCCACCGCCUCCCCCGCCCGCUCCUCCGCUUCCCGGUCGCCGACCAAUCUCAUGGCUUGGGACGGAACUUCUAGGCUUUACUUCUGGGACUCCGCCAAGCAGUACCUCCACCGGAUCUCCAUUCGCUUGGGCGAUCCCGACCAUUCCUCCGUCCUCGCCGCUUCCCCCCCCAAGGUACUGAAACCAGAUGUUCAGCUCACUUUUGUGGUUAAUAAAAUCUCUGUAAAUAGAAAUGGAUCAGCAAUACUGCUAUCUGGUCCAGAUAAUCUAUAUGUCAUGUACCUCUGUGGCCGAACUUCUAUGGGUGAUGGUACCUCUAUCUGCAGGACUGUUUCAAUUGGAUCACAAAUUUAUUUCAACAGAAAAAACAUUAUACGUAUGUUGCAGAUUUCUUGGCACCCUUAUAGUGACACUCAUCUGGGAGUCCUUUCUUCUGAUUCAGUUUUCAGACUUUUUGAUUUAUCCUCGGCUUUUGCACAACCAGAGCAGGAAUUUUAUUUACAGCCUGUGGAAGCGGGGAGAUGCAAGAAUGCGGCAUCAAUCUGCCCGGUUGAUUUUUCUUUUGGAGGUUCCCACUUGUGGGAUAGAUUUUCUGUCUUUGUUCUAUUUAGUGAUGGUUCAGUUUAUGUCCUUUGCCCAGUUGUUCCUUUUGGAAGCGUGCACAAAUUGGAGUCUGUAUUGGAGAUAUAUACUGAUGCUCAAACAUUUGGGCUGAAAUCUACCCAUCCAAUAGCUGUUAGAAAUUCUAAUCUGGCAAUCUCUUGGUUGGAGGCAACCUUCCCCGAGUUUACUCUGCAAGCAACAGGAGAAAAUCUUCAUGCACUUAAAGCACAACCAUAUGCUUUAUUUGAUGCGUCAGUAGUAUUGCAGGGUCCUCUUUCUAAAGUAUGUCAUGGUGGGGAAGUAGAUUCUGAAUCUUGGGCUCCAGAGUGUGAAGGGCGGGCUGUCAGCUUACUCUAUAAUGCAGUCAGUAAGGAUUCAAUUCUGGUGACAGCCUGGAGUGGUGGGCAACUGCAGAUAGAUGCUUUAGCUGAUGAAAUACAGCCAGUCUGGGUUGAUGGUAGCCCGCCUCGUGUUUGUGUUGAUUCUCAUGACCACAUUAUUGGUAUUGCAAUGAUAUGUGAAUCAAUACCAGGUUACCACUCAAUUGUUAAGCUUGACCAGCCACCUGAUCAUUCUGUUUGGUCAGGAAACCCACCUCCUUUGUUGAGGUUGGCAGUGGUGGAUUUAGCUCUGCCAAGCAAGAAAGAUGGUAGUUCUCUUAUUUCAAUGUUUGCAGAUCCCCUUCUCCCAGAAAGAAUAUAUACCCUUCAUGAUGGUGGAGUAGAUUCUAUAGUGUUACAUUUUCUCCCUUUUACAAGUCAGGCAAGUGGAAAGGAUGAGAACAUGAGAACCCCCUCUGUGCGUCCUGUUCUUAGUACAUGCCAGGGAGAACCACCUUCAUGUCCUCUUCUUGGUUUUUUGGCUUUGUCAGAUUCAUUUGGAUAUUCAUGGAUUGUGGGGCUGACCUCCUCUCAAGAAUGCAUUGUGCUUGAGAUGAAAGCAUGGGAACUAUUACUUCCCAUUUGUGUUGACACGGAGAACAAAUCCCCAGUCAUUGACAAAUCAAGAGAUCUAGAUACUCCAGCUAUCAUAAGCAAAGAGCUCCUUAGUGGCCCUAAGGUGGUUCUUCUUCCUCCUUCCUCACCAAAUCUACGCUCUGUUACUGCUGAUACCAUUGAAGGUCGAUCAACUCUUCAUCAGUACUUCAAGCUUUUUCAUGAAAAUUACGUGGAGUAUGCCCACAAGGUUUACUUUGAACUCAAGCAUCACGGACCUCACUUGAAGAAGAUUAUUGAUGACCAGCAUGGUCGAUUAGUUGAAUCACAGCAAAAGCUAUUGAAAGUUGAGGAGAGACAAGAAAAAAUAGAGGACCGCAUUAGUCGUGCAACUGAAAUGCAUACACUUCUUGAAGAACGCUUGCAAAGGUUGAGGAAUCUACCAGGGGUGCAGAAGAAACCAUUGUCAAAGGCAGAGAAAGAAUUCAAGUCAGAAUUAGAUAGAUUUAGAGGGGUCGAGUUGGAUGCUUUGCAUUCUUCCAUUGAAUCUCUAAGUGCAAGGUUGAAAAGGUACAUUCAUUCCACAGAGGGCAACUUGCCGUCAAACCGACAGAGGCGAGUAUCAACGGCGGCGGCAGGAGGCAGGAGGAAGAAUUAUGGCCACGCCCAUGCCCAAGCCCAAGAUGACCAAAUCUCUGACCUCAAAUCUUCAAUUGCCAAACUUUCACUGGUGAACAGUGAGAACACGAAGAAAGUUAAACUUGUCGAAUCCGCGCUGAGAAGCCGGGGAGAAAGCAGCAGUUGAUGAUGAUAAGAACUUCACUUCGGGCUUUCGGGUUUCUUUCUUUCUUUGUUGGUUGGAAGGAAGAUGCGUGCACGUCUCCUUUUUGUUAAUUAGACAGCCCCAGUCCCACAAGCUUUAAAUUACAAGUUUAGAGCAAACAAAUGCAAGAAGAGUUACAGCUAAAAGGCUUGUUCUUUUAUGUGGAAGUGGAACAUAUAUACAUGGGGCGUCCAAGAAUAUAUCCAUCCGUAUCCUCCUUUUUCUAGUAACCACCUCCUUUUGAAUGAUGAUGCCCAUUAUGCUUUUUGCUUCACUCGCUGCAAUGGUUGAUGUGGUGGUUUUAAUGGACAAGUAAUUGAGCCUUCAAUGUCCUCGUUGACUUCUUUUGUAUGUUUGACCAAUAUGUUGUAAGGAAAUACUUUAUAGAAA
This is a messenger RNA of Diospyros lotus (date-plum), 3007 nucleotides long. RefSeq names its product nuclear pore complex protein NUP88. Gene Ontology annotation, cellular component: nuclear pore. Gene Ontology annotation, molecular function: structural constituent of nuclear pore; protein binding. NCBI's taxonomy places the organism in Eukaryota, Viridiplantae, Streptophyta, Magnoliopsida, Ericales, Ebenaceae. The record is from RefSeq and is a predicted model, not a curated record. The transcript is spliced from 9 exons. The coding region runs from base 143 to 2599 and encodes 818 amino acids. Gene Ontology annotation, biological process: mRNA export from nucleus; ribosomal large subunit export from nucleus; ribosomal small subunit export from nucleus.